This is a messenger RNA of Saprolegnia diclina VS20, 8103 nucleotides long. RefSeq lists its product as hypothetical. The record is from RefSeq and is a predicted model, not a curated record. Lineage: Eukaryota; Oomycota; Saprolegniomycetes; Saprolegniales; Saprolegniaceae. The transcript has 24 exons. Bases 1 to 8103 code for a protein of 2700 amino acids.
AUGGACCACCAAGGACGAUGGACGAGCAGGAGCGACGACGAGAACCGCGGUGACGGCGUCCGGCUGCCCGAGCUUCCGGCGGCGACCAGCUCGAUGGCCGACCGACUGAGCGCGAUCAAGUCCAAGAUCGCACAGCGCAGCGUCGAGCACCGCCAGCGCAAUGCGGCGCCCGACCCGCCCGUCCCAUUCCGCGACGUGAGCUUGGAGCAGAUGAUGGAAGCCCGGUUGCAUGCACUCCAGCGUGACAUCGAGACGAAGCAGCCCAAGGCGACUCCUCGCGCCUUGCCACGACUGCCCGAAGCCGAGAUGACGGCCCUCGUCGAGCGCACGACCGCGCUCUCGCAGUUCCACGACGCCAAGGCGACGCUCGACGCAUCGCUGCAUGUCGUCCAAAGCAAAGUGCAUCGGGCCGACGAUGUGGCAGAGAACCUCCGUGACCAGGUCGAAGCACUCUACCAGCUCACGCCCGAAUUGGACUUUGACGCGCGGGCGACGCGGUGGCGAUCGAUUAUAGCGACGCGCACUGAGAGCCGCUUGCUGCGAGCCGACGCCGACGCGGCGCUGCAUGCGUUCGAACACACGGAGCUGCGGAAUCCGUACAGUGACCUCACCACACUGGCUGCGCUGACCGAAGCGCCGUCGUCCUCGCUGCCUGCAGCAACCCGCGACGUGUGGCUCAUUGGCCGGCGCAGCAUCGAAGUCAACUCCGACACGGUUGUCUACUACGGCGCGUACCUUCCGAGUCCGAGUGGAACCUCAAACGACCAAGGCAGCGGGGAUACCGACCGCCCCGUGGAUGGUCUGCGCUGGCUUGCGUGCUCCGCGGUCGCCGCCGAGCCGAGCCCGGUCGUGUCGUUUCGCAAGGGUACGGUCGAAGCAUGGGAUGUCGUGGGAGCUGGCAUGGAGGUGGUCAACGGCAUCUAUGUUCUCUCCGGUCGCUUCGAGCAAGCCAACAAGUACACGUCCGUGGCGGGCCUCGAGCUCUUCCGCAAGCGGUUUAGCAUGGCGACACAAUCAUUCGGGAGCACCGAGAUGGAUGCGCUGUCGCCGGGCCAGCUUGAGCAUCUCGAUCCGGCCAGCACGGGGCUGCCGCUGCCCCUUCGUGCCCGCUACUCGGAACAGGACUUCCACGUCCUGUCGCAGAUUGGGUCCUGGCUCGCAACGCAAGAGGUCAAGGCCAAGACCCACGCGGAAGCCAUCAAAGAGUCCCACCGCAAGGUCCAGUCCGUCGACGGGUCGAGCGUCGACGACGUUGUGACGGUGCAGACACACGUGACGGUGCCGAUGCCGCUCGUGCCGUCGCGCGCACAUGCCGUGCCGCCGAUUUGCCGCGCGUGGGUGCUACUGCAGUGCCGUGUGAGCGACUGCAAGCGACGUCAUUACUACAUCUCCCACGCCGAGCGGGAUGCAAUGACGUUAUGGCAAGAAGAUCUCGAGGCCAACCUCGACUUGACAACGCUCAAAGCCAUCACGGCGCGCGAGCUUCUCAUGGAGCAGGCGCGCGCAGUCGGCGCCAAAGCCAUGUCCAAGUACCAAGCCAACAUGGUCCAGGAGACCAAAAAGCAAGUGCAGAAGCUCGUGCAUGUCGUCAACGCCCUGCGUCUCGCCAACGUGCGCGUUGUCGAGGCCAUUGUAGCGUGGCGCACGCACGCCCAAGCCUCGGGGCGUCUCUCGAUGCUACACGCGGCUGCCGACGACGCAUCCUCGUCGCUUGGCUGGAGCGUGAGCCUCACCGUGCUCACGGGCAAAUACCUCUAUCGCGGCUCCAACGCCUUUCUGUCCAAAAUCAAACGUUACUGCCGCGACGCCGACGUGCACGGUGAGAAGGAGACCCAAGUGCGGUACUUGGGAUGCUACCCGACCAAAGUCCAAGCCGAAGCUGCGUACGACAGUGCAGUCGUCUCGGAGGCGCGGCGAUUGCAUACAACCGUCGACCACAUGCCCCGCAAGCGCUAUGUGUUUCUCUCGUGCGGCGCCCACUGUGCGAUCGAGAGCGAUCUUCGCCAUCGCUCAAGCGCCAAGACUGUCUGCGUUGAAUGCCGAACCCGCGCGCAAACCAAGGUCGAGCCGUGGAUACCGACGUACGUCUGGCACAACGUCAACUACCUUCUCAAGAUGGGCUCGGACUUGAGCUUCCUCGAGGCCAUUACACCCUUGCGCCUCUAUGUCGGUCCGUCCUUUCCGCUCCACGGCAACCCGUUUUUGAUUCCUACCGAGACGCCGCGUGACGCCAAGCGGUUCCUCGAGCUUGCGUUGCCGUCGUCAUCGCCCAACGAGCUCUUACCGACCGCAGCUUUUACGCGUCACGCCGACAACCUCGUGACGUGGACGCACCCCGAGACGGACGCCACGUAUGUGGCGAAUUCACACCACCUCGUGCGCUUGACAUCGAACAACGUCGAGACGCAGUACGAAGUACUCGACAUGCACCGGCUAUUUGAAGCGCAAAAAGUGUACUUGCGCGAACUUAGUCGCAACAACCUCGAUGCACUCGACACUGCGACGCAGGACGCGCUGAAGACGCCGUCGACGCUGCCCUUGGAAGAAGACCCGACCAUGCGCAUCGUGCAGGCGCUGUACUGGGACCGGUGCGCGGCGCUUCGCAUUGAACAAGUGCGCCCACCGCGCGCGUACAAGCUCCCAAACGUCUGGUGCCGCACCGACCUUGGCGAGUGGGCAGGCUUUCGCGUGCGCGGCAAGCACAUUCGGCACCACGCGUUCGAGUCCAAGCUCCACGAGACGGGCAAGAAGAACAUUCAAACGCGGGCGGCAUUUGUGGCGCGGCUGCGGAGCUACAUGCAGCAGCCGCUAGAAGCGCUCUCUCGGCGCGCAAUGGUCGACCUCCUUGCCGAAGCCGAGGUGGUGCGCGGGGACUUGGUGUACUUGGAGGCGGAGAAUUUGCGGCGGUUUUUGGCCAAGUACGAUGCCAUGACAGCGGCCGCGUGGGCGCUGCAGUUGUGGUGGCGCCAGAAGCUCGCACGCUGGAUCGCACGUCUUCGCGUGCUUGCACUGCGUACGCUGGCCCACGCUCGACGCCAGUUUGAACAAACCGUCGCCAGCGUCGCCAACGGGCUGUACGCGGCCGUCGUGGCCGCCGCGACCCAGCGGGCAACGCAGCGCCUCCGUGACGGCGUCGUGUCGACGUGCCUCAAGUUGGACGGCGAGCACGUCAUCGUGACAUACCAUUCGAUGGACCACUACGACACGACCAACGAUGACGUCGAUCAUCGCCGCACCCCGUGCAGCCACUGCUUGCGCAUGGCGUACCACCGCAGUGUGCAACUCGAGAGCUUUCGCUUUCGUCAAGAGAGAAGCCUUUGCUACUGCGGCAAGCGCCGGGAUCCCGAACGCAUCCUCGUGCGCGCGUACAACCCUGCAACCAACGACAUCUACCGCAUUUUGAUUGGCAACGAACAACUGCGCCAGCGUGUGCGCCCGCAUGUGGACGGCAAUCUUCGGCGCGCGUGCGACUUGCUCUCGCUGCCGACCGACCGCAUCCUCGGGUACGACCUCAACGCCAUCGGUGGUCGGCCGCGCACGAGCUGGGACCCGAUCCGCGAGGCUGCGCGGGCCCACGCGGCCGCCAGCGCGGCUGAGACCCUCGCUGCCUCCCGCGAGGCCCUCGCCGCGACCAAAUGGUCGCAGUAUACGGCUUGGCGGGCACUGCAUACCGACAGUUUGCACCGCAAAAAAAGCGCGUGGACCGUGUACCAGAAAACGCUCGCGCAAGUCGAGCGGUCGGUGAGCACCCUCACGUCGGCCUCCGUGCAUGCCAAGGCGGCUGUUGCGUUCUCUGAGAAGGGCCGGACGACGUUUGCCGGCGAAGCGUCGUGGGACCCGCUCGAGAACGCCAACAACUGGCGCCUCCUCGUCGCAAAGCGCCAGUCAGCACGCGACGUGGUUGAGAAAGAAGCUCAGUUUCAAGCCGCUCGGCAUGCGUGGUUCCACGCCGACAUGGACGAGGCAAGCGCACGAGCGCUCACAGCCCACGCCAAAGAGCGGUACGAUGGUGUUGCGGCCGACGCCAAGCGCACACGACUGCUCGCAAACGACUACCGCGCCAUGGCGACAGCCGCGCUGCUCAUGCUGCGGGCGACGACUCGAGUGCUCAACUCGCUCCUGACGCUGCGCCAGUUUGCAUCCGUGCCCAUCCGCCGCACGCUGGUGCUUUUAGACGGCCCCGUCUUACAGCACUACCACGGACGACCCACCGCCCUCCACGCGGCCGUGUAUCGUCGCCGAUUUGCCUACAACCUGCUGGCGGCAAGGGCAAGAAUGGUGCGGAUGGACCCGAUUCCCCACGAUGCCAGGCGCCAAGAGCUCUGGAUGCUGCAAGUGCGCAUGCUGGCCGAGUCGACGGAGCGCGACGAAGGCGUCCUUGUCACAGCGUACCGUCCAACCGACGCCAAGACGGUGGAUACGUGGGUCGAGUGGCGUUUCCUGCACUUGCUCGUCGACUGCCCGCGGUUCCGGGACCCUCAUUUGGCCAUCUUUACGAAGCAACAUGCGAUCGCCGCAGCCAAGACGCGUCACGGCAACGCCAUGAUGCAAAAGCGCCUCGUCAUGACGGCCCGGGCCCAUAUUUUGAUGGCGCUCGUGCGUCUCAACACGUUUACAGCCGAGAUUGACGUGACGCGGCUGGCGUAUUUUCGACUCCGCGAAGUGCUCCACCGACGGCUUCUCCAAAGCCAUUGGUGGCACGACGUGCUCGCAGGUCGCAAGCGCGGCCGCGGUGACGAGGUCUAUCGGCAAGCGGCCAACGUGGACGGACGCCGGUGCCACGUGCUCAUCUUUGAAAACUACGGCGACCUUUGCAUCCUCGUGUACGAGCCUCGCUCGCGGAACCACUGGACGGUCGCUGUCCCGCUCGCCGCGUCGAUUCAUGCGCUGCGGUGGUCGCCCGAGAAGCUCGGUCAUUGGCUUGCAUGUGUCCGCACCAACAAGUACGCAGACGCGGUGUUUGUACCGCUCUUGCAGCACUUGACGAUCCAUGCGACGCAUGGGCUGCUGUUUGCUCGAUCGUCUGACAAAAUUGUGUGGCGCGGCGUCCGCUUUGUCUGCGACCGGUACCUUCUCAUCACGAUUCGCCAAGAUGCGUGGCUGGGCCUCCGACUGCGUGUUGUCAGCGACCACCACGCUCACGCGCCGCUUCGAGGAGAGAUAUCGAUCGACGCGCACGGCUGCCGCAUCUUGUUUCCAAACAUGGCACCUGGCGCCGAGAUGUUUGCCAAGCUGGCCGAUAUGGUGACGUUGGCGCCGUCAUCACCGCACGUAGCGACGGACGGCGAUGCGCUCUCGGCCGCGAUCUCGGCCUUUAACGCGUGGAUCGAGACCACCACGCGCUGGCGCAACCCGCUGCGCCCGAUGGACCCGGAGACCGCGCGGCUGUGGGCAUGCCUCAUCGACGCCAAGAAGCUGCGGCAUGCACUGGCGUCGGCGGCCACGGUGGUGCUAACGCACGAGGUUCCGCUACAGGACAAGAUGCGUCGCUGUGUGUAUGCAACCGACUACAUACUCGACGCACAUCGCGACCUGCAAGCCAAAAUCGAAGUGCUGCCGCGCCACGGUGCCAUGGUGCUUCGCCUGCGGCGGGAGCUCUUUCAAGAGUGGGAAGCGCGCCAGGAAGGCAAGCAGCGGGCUGCCAUGGCUGCUGAAGAAGCGCGCACACACCUCUCGAUCCUCCAUGCUCGGCGCGGCGCCAUCCACGCUGCACUGCGACAGUACCAUCGUCGGCUGCGGGAUCUUCAAGCCGACUUGGCAGCGUCGACAGUCGUGGUGGCAUCGGUCUUGGAGACACAGCACCGACGGCAGUGCUCGCUCCGUGCGAUGCAGUACAUUCUAACCAUGGCGGUGCACGAAGUUGCUGGAGGCGACAGCGGGCUUCAAGAGUAUGCACUCAGCGUCGGGCAUGCUAUCGAGUGGCUCGAGGCGCCGCCGUAUGCAUCGAGCUGCGUCUACCUCAAGCCCGCCACGACCAUCUACCGGCCCAACGCGGCCGCAACGCUGGCGACAACCGCCGUCGUCGGCGCAUUUGCUCGACCACUGCAGUUUUUUGUCUACAUUUACGUGACCGAUGCCAGCGAAGUCUGGCAAGUCGAAGCCUACUGCAAAACAAUCGGCGUCCUACUGACCCACUUCAUAUCGGUUGCCGGCUUUGUCCAGGAGGUGGACCAUCGCCUACCAGCGCUGUCUCCAUCCGCGAUCAACACCAAGGCACUCAACUGGCUCGCACAGUCAUUUGCGGUGACCGACACGGACGCAUCCGCGACCAUGGCGCAGCUCUGGGCCCAUCUGGUCGCCGCACGACAUGAGCGGCAGUUCCUUUUCCAAACGCUCCGUCGUCUCACUACGUUUGAAGGUGUGGGAGCGCUUUUGCAGAGCGGUCCCUCUGGGUUUCUGCGGCGAGAUGCGCUGCAACGCGCCCUUGACGUUGUUGACACGGCGGUUGCCCUAGCCCUGGACGACGCCGCCCAGUUGGCGGACACUGACGUGGCGGGGUACUUUCAUCUCGCAUGCGAUCCCGACGGGCUUCCAGCGACAACGACGACGAUAGCUAGUGGUACCAGCUGCGUUGCGAGCUCACCAGCGCCCAGUGAGCACGUCAUGUCCGAGUACGGCAUGCUCCUCCAUGUCGAUGCAUCGCUCGGUAUCGACGAGGUCUUUGCCGAUACAUGGACACCCGACGUGGCUGCGUCCGUGCUCGGCUCAUCUCCUAUCGCCGUGAUCCCGGCACUCUACGGCACGCUCUUUGCAGCGCGGUCGGGGACCGACGUCAAUGUUCGAGCGACGACGCUCGCCAACGAUGCUGUUGUGGUGUACGGCCCUGCGCUCUUCACGACGACGUUGCAGCAUUUCCAUGACCUGGUGCUGGCGACGCAGUGGACGUCCGAGUUCGCGACAGCAAAGAAGAAGGUGGUGCCUCGCCGCGGCGCCAAGCCCAUCGCUGCCUGGCGCACCUACGCCAGCGACCGCAUGCGACUCGCACGAGCCGCCAAGCCCAACCAGUCGCAUCUGCCGCGCCCCGCGCCAGUCGUCGCAGUGACCCGCAACGAUAGCGGGCCGCCUGGCACGGAGCUCUCAACGCUCUGCCAGUACAAAGUGUCUCGUAAUGCGCUCGAGCUGCUCGACGGGUACGCGAGGCAGGUUCACGGAGGCGACAUGUCGCUGCCAGAGCUCGCAGCGCAGCGAUUGCUCGAUGCCAUCGCAGUGGAAACGGGCUCGGGCGUCCUCGCAACCAAGCCAUUGGACCUUGCACGCGUCUAUUCGGGCAGCCUCUCCGUGCCGCUCGACCAGCCCAAGACUGGCGAGAGCGAUGACGUUAUCACUUCCCACAUGGUCCCACUGCACGUCGAUGUGCGCGUCAACAACAUCGAGCACCCGACAGCGCUUGUCGUUGACGCAUACGAUGCGUCAUCACGUACGCACGACUACCGCGUCACGAUUGGUGUCGACGACAUGCGCAUCCUCGUGCCGCGACGGCCUGUGCACGGCGACGCGUGGGCCACCCUCGCUGUCCACUGCCUUCCGCACCUGACUCUUUGUCAUCGCAACGGCCGGCGGUGCCUCGCCUUCUUGGCGCCGACGCGGUCGGUGGCGGUGACGAGCAUUGCGCCGCCGACAGUUGAGCCGUUGCCCCACCCAUUUGCGCCGUUUCCACACCCUGCCGCUCCGUUCACAAAGGUCGACGCGCUCGCCGAGACCAUGGUUCUGGCACGGCUGCAAAAGCACACGCUGUCAUCGAUCCAAGCGCGCAUGGCGGACCGGCAAGCGGCCAUGGCUCUGCACAGCGCCAAGGCCGCGCUCGAGUGGGAGCGCAUGGAAGCGGCCGAUGCCGAGAGCACCGCCGAUCGCGGCUAUUUGACACUGCCGACGAAGGCCUUGCACAAGCUCAAGACCGCGUACGACAAGGGUAUGGCGAAGGCAGCAGCGACCGACGUUGGUCGUGUACGCGCCUUUUGGUCGUCGCUGGCGUCGACUUUGCACUUGCCGGACGACGUGCUGCCGGAUGCGGUUACCGUCGGCUUGCCGUCGUUCUACGUCGUCGCCGAGCUCUGGCGACAGUACCAGGUGACACCACAAACAACACCGGAGGGUACCCCGUAG